Molecule: messenger RNA, 1092 nt
Organism: Fonsecaea nubica
Lineage: Eukaryota; Fungi; Ascomycota; Eurotiomycetes; Chaetothyriales; Herpotrichiellaceae
Product: Rho-GTPase-activating protein 5
Exons: 2
Coding region: 1-1092 (363 amino acids)
Source: RefSeq, a predicted model, not a curated record
AUGGAUCGAAAUGAGCCUUCAUUGAACCACCGGACUUCACUGCCUUAUAUCCGCCCACAUCUAUCGAGCUCCCAGACGCCGCCAAAUACAAACAGUCAGGAUGAAGUUGAAAGGCUUCGAGCGCAACUGGCCUCGGUCAUACAGGAGCUGGAUGAGACAAACGCAAGAGCACGCCUUGUUACGCAAGAACUUAACGAGAUGAAGGCAAGGGCACGCCUUGGGGACUACGCAGGAGGAUUAUUCAACUUCCUUAAACAAAACUCCCCGGAGGACGCCCGGUUGAAAGGCCAUGCCAACACCAUUGCCGAAAAGAUAGAGGCCGCUGAUGCUACCGUUGCCGCCGCCAAUAAGAUCGAUUCCCGCAUCGAUCUCCCAACAGCAAGGCUGGCUAUUCAGGAGUACGCUGCUCGCAACAAUAUGUUUCAUUCAAAGAGUAUGGCGCUUAAAUUUUUCGCGGAGGACUGGACGGGGUUGGCACAACAGACUACUUUCGAUAUUGCCAACCUAUCGACAAUCCUCAAUGGAUCAGCCGCAGAUGAAAAAAUGUGGAUCAAGAUCAUCGAAUUCUACCGCGACCAGCACAUUGUUCAUGACAAGGACGCCCACCGGUGGCAAGCGAAGUCUGCGGCCAAACCAGAAACGCUGGACUCUGCACCACAAACUGUUAGCACGACAAGAGAUAUUCGGCACCUGCCUCUGGAGACAAAGCGGUACUCGUUCAUGAUGGGCGACUUCCGGACCGAGAAGAGCAGUCCGCGCCGAAAUGGAACUCGGUCCGAUUCACCUGACUCUGGACAGCUGAAACGGAAGCGCGAGCUCCUCGAUGAAGGACCAGAGACAAUGCACAAGCGACAAGAGGUGGUAGACUCUCGACCAGAGGACGCCGACCACAAUGAUCACAGUGCAGCCAAUGCAGCCUUCAGGAGUUACCAGGAGCUGUCUUUGCUCAGUCCUCGGAAAGCUAAAAACGCGGCUGACAAGUUUGCGAGGGACAUAGGCGCAGGCCUGAGGUCAUAUGAAUCAAACCUGAACAAGGACGCGGGCCGCAACAGGCGAAAGGAGAAGGUGGCUGAGAGAAAAAGCAUAGGGUAA